Messenger RNA from Rubroshorea leprosula, 2492 nucleotides. NCBI's taxonomy places the organism in Eukaryota, Viridiplantae, Streptophyta, Magnoliopsida, Malvales, Dipterocarpaceae. The record is from the annotation of a GenBank genome assembly.
AAUUCACGCUCAGAUUCUAAAGAAGGUAGAUUAAGGGUGAAAAAUGUGUUCUCUUGGGCUGCAAUCAUUGGAUUGAAGUGCAGAAUGGGGUUUAGUGAAGAGGCUUUAAUGGGGUUCUGCGAGAUGCAAGAGAAAGGGUUUCUGCCUGAUAAUUUUGUGUUGCCUAAUGCAUUAAAAUCUUCUGGUGCUUUGCAGUGGAUUGGAUUUGGGAGAGGGGUUCAUGGGUGUGUGGUGAAGUUGGGUUUUCAUGACUGUGUCUAUGUAGCAAGUAGUUUGAUAGAUAUGUAUGGGAAAUGUGGGUUUUUGGAGGAUGCAAGGAAGGUUUUUGAUGGAAUGAUGGAGAGAAACGUUAUAGCGUGGAAUUCCAUGAUAGCAAGCUAUAUGCAAAAUGGGAUGAAUGAGGAAGCACUUGAGGUGUUCUAUGAUAUGCUAGUGGAAGGCAUUGAGCCAACGCAAGUGUCUAUAUCUAGCUUCUUAUCAGCUUCGGCCAAUUUAGGUGCAAUCGAAGAGGGAAAGCAAGGGCAUGCCGUUUCCAUUUUAGGUGGAUUAGAGAUUAAUAAUAUUUUAGGUAGUUCUAUUAUAAAUUUUUAUUCAAAGGUUGGUUUGAUUGAGGAUGCAGAACUGGUUUUCAAUAGAGUGCUUGAAAGAGAUGUAGUAACAUGGAAUUUGCUGAUUUCUAGUUAUGUGGAGUACGGGCAGGUUGAGAAGGCACUAUAUAUCUGCCGGUUAAUGAGAUCAGAAACCAUGAGAUUUGACUGUGUAACUUUAGCAUCCAUACUGGUUGCUGCCGCCAACACGAGGAAUAUAAAGCUAGGUAAAGAAUGUCACUGUUAUUGUAUUAGAAGCCACUUUCAAUCUGAUGUGGUUGUUGCUAGUAGCAUUGUAGACGUGUAUGCAAAAUGUGGGAGAAUUGAAAGUGCCAGACAAGUAUUUGAUUCCACCUCCAAAAAAGAUCUUGUAUUAUGGAAUACCAUACUGGCUGCUUAUGCAGAGAUUGGUUUUAGCAGUGAGGCCAUGAAGUUGUUUUACAGGAUGCAGUUAGAAAGUGUGCUACCGAAUGUGAUAUCAUGGAAUUCUUUGAUUUUAGGAUUUAUUAGGAAUUUUCAGUUUAAUGAAGCUAAAGAUAUAUUCUCAGAAAUGCAAUCCCUUGCUGUCCUCCCCAACCUUGUAACUUGGACAACAAUAAUCUCUGGUCUAACUCAAAAUGGUUUUGGCAAAGAGGCACUUCAUAUUUUCCAAAAGAUGCAAGAUUCUGGGGUAAGAGCAAAUACCAUUUGCAUCACUAGUGCAAUCUCAGCUUGCACAGAGGUAACGUGUUUACAUUAUGGAAGAGCCAUUCAUGGAUAUGCCACAAGAAAUGGCCUUUCUUCACAAACUGCAGUUGCAACUUCUCUAGUGGAGAUGUAUGCUAAAUGUGGAUACUUAAAUCAAGCAAGAAGGGCAUUUGAUAUGAUUUUAAACAAGGAAUUACCUGCUUAUAAUGCAAUGAUCUCGAGUCAUGCUUUACAUGGUCAAGCUAGAGAAGCACUUUCUCUUUACAAUUGUUUAUGGGAGGCUAGCACAAAACCAGAUGCCAUAACCUUUACUAGUGUGCUAUCUGCAUGCAGCCAUGCUGGGAUGAUAAGUGAAGGUCUGCAGGUUUUUGCUGAUAUGGUCUCUAUACAUCAUUUCAAGCCAAACAUGGAGCAUUAUGGAUGUGUGGUUACUCUUCUUUCUCGGUGUGGUAGUUUGGAUGAAGCUGUUAGGCUUAUUUUGACAAUGCCAUUUGAACCAGACGCACAUAUCAUUGGAUCACUGCUUGCUGCUUGCAGAGAACAAAAUGAAAUUGAACUUGGGGAACACUUAUCUAAACAUUUGCUAGAACUUGAGCCAGAUAAUUCAGGAAACUAUGUGGCAGUUUCAAAUGCAUAUGCCACUGCAGGAAAAUGGGAUGAAGUGUCAAGAAUAAGGGAUGUGAUGAAAGAUAAGGGCCUAAGGAAGAACCCUGGAUGUAGUUGGAUUCAAAUUGGGGGUGAACUUCAUGUGUUUGUUGCGGGUGAUGGAUCACACCAAAAAACUGAGGAAAUAUAUAUCAUUGCAUCUGAAACUGAGCCAGUUAGGUGGACAACUCCACUUGGACUUCCUGUCGUGCAACCAUACCAGCAAUUAGGAAGGCAUCUUUUUUUAACACUGCAACGUGAAACUGGAAAGAUCAUGGUCAAGAGACAGAGGACGGCUUUUCCACCUAAUUUUGUUCACUCCCUUGAUGGUUCUCACAUGAUGAUUACUGCAGUUGCCUGUAAUGAGGCAGGCUUAGCCUUUGCUGGUAUUUCUGAUGCAUUCUGGCCAUUCGCACAAUGAUGAGAAGAAGUAAAAAUUUAUGAUGCAUUCUGGUCAUUCGCAAUGUUUUCUGUAAAGUAUUUGUUGUGAGAAAAGCCAGAUUCUGUUCUAGGUUACUGUCUGAUUGUAUGUUUUUUUCUGAUGAAUGUAAAGAAUAAGUUUUAGAUAAAUGA